Linum tenue is the source of this 1273-nucleotide messenger RNA. Lineage: Eukaryota; Viridiplantae; Streptophyta; Magnoliopsida; Malpighiales; Linaceae. The record is from the annotation of a GenBank genome assembly.
AUGAGAGGGGGAGGACUGUGGCAGCUGGGCCAAUCAAUCGCCCGCCAACUCGCCCGCCCUGAUCACAAGAAGUCCUCAUCGGCAGCCAGCGCCGCCGCCGCCCGCCGUUACUUCGCAUCCGGCGGCGGGGACCUCAAGAAGACGGUCCUCUACGACUUCCACGUCGAGCACGGCGGCAAGAUGGUGCCUUUCGCCGGCUGGAGCAUGCCAAUCCAGUACAAGGACUCAAUCAUGGACUCCACCGUCAAUUGCAGGGAGAACGGCAGCCUCUUCGACGUGUCCCACAUGUGCGGGCUCAGCCUCAAGGGGAAAGACGCCAUUGCUUUCCUGGAGAAGCUUGUGAUUGCUGAUGUGGCUAGCCUUGCCCCCGGGACGGGCAGCCUCACCGUGUUCACAAAUGAAAAGGGUGGUGCCAUUGAUGAUUCGGUUAUCACCAAGGUCACUGAGGACCACAUUUACUUGGUGGUCAAUGCUGGCUGUAGGGAUAAGGAUUUGGCUCACAUUGAGGAGCAUAUGAAGGCUUUCAAGGCUAAAGGUGGAGAUGUCGCUUGGCAUAUCCAUGAUGAGAGAUCCCUGCUUGCUCUCCAGGGCCCUCUUGCUGCUCCAGUCCUUCAACACUUGACAAAGGACGAUUUGAGCAAGUUUUAUUUUGGCGAGUUCCGUAUUCUGGAAAUCAAUGGAGCUACCUGCUUCCUCACUCGAACUGGGUACACAGGCGAAGACGGGUUCGAGAUCUCGGUCCCUUCAGAGAACGCACUGGACCUUGCCAAAGCCCUCCUGGAGAAAUCCGAAGGCAAGAUAAGGCUGACAGGUCUCGGCGCCCGUGACAGCCUGCGCCUCGAAGCUGGCCUCUGCCUCUAUGGCAACGACAUGGAACAGCACAUAACUCCCGUCGAGGCAGGCCUCACUUGGGCCAUAGGGAAGCGCAGGAGAGCCGAGGGUGGCUUCCUGGGCGCGGAGGUGAUUCUGAAGCAGCUCGCUGAUGGCCCAACGAUCAGGCGAGUUGGGUUCACUUCCUCGGGCCCUCCGCCGCGAUCUCACAGCGAGAUUCAGGAUGCUAGUGGCGCGAACAUAGGCGAAGUGACGAGCGGAGGGUUCAGUCCUUGCCUGAAGAAGAACAUAUCCAUGGGGUACGUGAAAUCUGGGUUGCACAAGGCCGGUACCAACGUGAAGUUGGUGGUAAGAGGGAAGGCUUAUGAUGGUGUUGUCACGAAGAUGCCGUUCGUGCCCACCAAAUACUACAAGCCGUCAUAAAGUCAUAGCUCCUUCGUUU